AUGUCUGAUCCAGCCGCAUCUAUUUCAACUGGUUUGGAAAAUAUCAUGAUCUCUAGUGAUCCUCCCGAGACUUCCGAACAUAGAACUACUAUUCAACAUGAUGAACAUAUCGCCCGGUUGACUCAAAAGAUUGAGGAUCUACGUGGAGAACUGAAUCGGGUUAGGGACUUGACCAAUUUAUCCAUCACACUCCAAAGUCCACCUCCUGAACCUAGAAAUGUCACACCAAACCCACCUCGUUUUCCAUCACUUGAAUCUCCAGUUCCUGAACAUUUCCCUCCACAAAAUAAUACACCUACCAAUAACAACUUUCUUCCAAUCACCCCUGCAAAUCCAUCAUCCGUCUAUACUCCUCCACAAAGUCAACCACCCACCCACACUACCUAUGCUACUCCUAAUCCACCACCCGUCAACCCACCAAGUCAAUCGCUAGUUCACACUUCUUAUGUUCCUUUAUCCACUAACACUAAUCCACCACCUACAACUACUCCUCUAAACCCACCAAACCAACUACCUAUAAAUACCACUUAUAACAAACCACCUCCAAUCCAAAACACUCCCACCGUCCAAACUUAUCCAACCCAGCAUAUACAAGGGGCAUAUUUUGUCACUCCUAACGCGCAAUAUGUUCCUCCGGUAUAUGCAGCGGAAAUACAAGCCUUUACCAACUGA
Lycium ferocissimum is the source of this 672-nucleotide messenger RNA. Its product is annotated as proline-rich receptor-like protein kinase PERK2. Lineage: Eukaryota; Viridiplantae; Streptophyta; Magnoliopsida; Solanales; Solanaceae. The record is from RefSeq and is a predicted model, not a curated record. The transcript has a single exon. The coding region runs from base 1 to 672 and encodes 223 amino acids.